Molecule: messenger RNA, 1197 nt
Organism: Exserohilum turcica Et28A
Lineage: Eukaryota; Fungi; Ascomycota; Dothideomycetes; Pleosporales; Pleosporaceae
Exons: 1
Coding region: 195-890 (231 amino acids)
Source: RefSeq, a predicted model, not a curated record
GGUCACUGCAUGCUCUAGAUUCAGCGGAGAAUCGCCGCCGCCGCCGCCCUGUGCUCCCUUUACGAGCCCCCUCCCAGUUGGGCGCACACGGGAAAACCAAACCCAGCCCACGCCCUCCGAGCACAGCCAUCGCCUCGCCCAACUCCCGCAUGCCACGCUGACUACUCACCCUCUGACCGCCCCCUACCGCCAUCAUGAACGGCUGGCUAGUCUUUAUCAUUGUGCUUUUGCUGCUCCUCUCCAUCUCCUACUUUGGCUGGUACUUUUACGCGCGCUGGAACGCCUCGCGCAAUGGCCUGCCCCCGCCCUCGAUGAACCCCAUGGUUGCCUUUAGCCGCUCCUCGUCGACCAACGCCGAGUCAAACUAUCCCGGCCCUGCCCCGACGGGCAUCAAGGGCUGGUUCGACACCCAAAUGCGCAAGUUCAAGAACCGCAACAACCGCUACACCACCGGCAGCGGCUACGAAGACUCGGGCUACAAUGCCACCGCUCGCGGCGUCGGCGGUGGUCGCGGCGCCGGCAGCCGUCUGGAUCCCGACGAAGCCUGGAGCGCGCGCGUCGGCGACGAAGCAUACUACGAGGAACAGGAACUCGGCCUCCACGAACCCCCCGCUACCCACCAAUCCAACCCUUUUGCCGAGCCUACUCGCGGACGCAGCCGUACUCGCGACGCCUACGACGAGCAUCUAGAUUCGCAUAGCGCGCAGAAUCCUUUUGGCGACGACAAUGCGACCAAUCUACGUGGCGUCAGCCCUCGGCCCGUCAUGGAUGCUGAUACGGGAUAUCAUGGUGCUGCGACGGCGACGAUGCCCAGCGCAAAGGAUCAUCGAAAGGGUGAUGAUAAUAGUCCGACGGAGAGUCGAAGGAGUAUUUUUAAAGAGGGGUUGUAAUACCUGGGGGUAUAAAAUACAUCUCUGUGUGACUGAGUUGUACUGGUGCUUUCAUAUGUUCGAUAUCAUGUUUUGCGAAUGCGAGUGUAUCAAGUGAGGAGUGGAUUGAGUGGAUUGAGGGAUUGAGGGAUUGAGUGGAGUAGGAAUGGACAUUUCAAACACCCCUAUGUUGUUCCAAGCGCGAGAAACGAGGAUUCCAUUACUCAUCCUCCUCAUUACUCAUCGGAAAUGCCUGGUGGGGUGGACAUGGCACGGUUCGGGAUCUGCAGACUAGAUAAUCAGGGUUCAAAUUUAGCAAAGUAGCAAU